AUGGUAUUGGCUAAGAUAGCAUUAGGAACAGCAGGUGCAGUGACUGUUGGAUACUUAUUUGUUCCACCAUUCAAUAGAAAACUUGAAAGAAAUGUUCUCAGACCAAUCAGAAAUUAUAGAAGACACUUAUAAUAAGAGGAUUCAUUCAAAACAGAAGAAGAAUUCUAUUAAUUUUUAGGAAGUGUAGCACUAGGUACCUUGAGAAUGUUUACAAUCGAAAGCGAUUGAGCAAUUAUAAUAGAUAUUAAUAAAAAAUCUAAUACAAAAUUAAGAAUUUUAUAUAA
This is a messenger RNA of Paramecium tetraurelia, 284 nucleotides long. RefSeq lists its product as uncharacterized. The record is from RefSeq and is a predicted model, not a curated record. NCBI's taxonomy places the organism in Eukaryota, Ciliophora, Oligohymenophorea, Peniculida, Parameciidae. The transcript has 2 exons.